UUUGUCGUGGCCGUAAGUGAUUUCCGAAGACCAUCACACUCAUCAGUGUGGCGCGUAUGGUGCCGGAAGUUGGUGAUUACAAUUGCGAUACUAGGCCAUAGCUUAGAGCAGGAAAAUAUUUACAAAGCUAGAUAUAUUUAUACUAAACCUCAGUCGUUCGAAGAUUGCGUCGGCGAUGAACUGCCGCACGGCUGGGAGGAAGCAUAUGAUCCGCACAUUGGCCGGUACUACAUCAAUCACAUUGAACAGACUACACAGCUGGAGGAUCCGCGGCAGGAAUGGAAAAGUGUGCAGGAGCAAAUGUUGCGUGACUAUCUCUCAGCGGCGCAAGAUCAAUUAGAAAACAAGCGCGAAAUGUAUGAUAUUAAGCAACAGCGCUUGCAGAUAGCGCAAGAAGAGUACAAUCACCUGAAUAAAUUGGCGGCGAGCAGAAGUAGUUUGUGUUCCUCUUCUAGCUCAAUGAGUCGCCACGAUCCCGAGUUGCUGCGCGCCGAUCUCGCCAUGGCUAAGGAGCGAGUGCGUCUGCUGAAGCAGGAGCUGAAGCACAUCACACACGACAUUAGCUACACACAGCGCGGUAUGAAUACGCUGCACUCGGUGGGCGAGAAGAUAAAUGCGCGCCAAAAUGGCUGCUACGAUAUCGCCGAAGUGCAGGCCAUACGCGAGGAAAUGCUCAAAGUGCACAAGUCGCUGGUGUCGGGUGAGAAGGUGCGCGAAGAGUUGAUGCGCAGUUUGGUGCAGAUCAAGAAUGAACUCAGCCGCCAGCAGAUAAACGACGAAAAUGCUGAGUUGAUGAACGCCGCCUCGCCGUUUGAUCGCGUUUGCGUCGCCUCGCAGACAGAUUUGUGUGGCGCUGGCGAUAUGAAUAGUGGCGCGCGUUUUGCCGAGAUGGCCAAGACAAAGCUACAGUAUUCCGAAUGGCGCAAACAUAUUAAGAAGUUGCAGCAACAGCUAGCGGACCAUGUGGAACGCAUCGAUCCGGGCCAACUGGAGUCCGAUAAGGAUCGCAUUUUGUUGAUACAGGAGAAGGAGAAAUUCCUUAGCGAUUUGAAUAGCAUUUCAAUGGAGUCACGCACACCCGAGGAGGUGCGCGUCAUACAGCAGACACGUCGCAAACUCGAGGAGGAUCUUAAUGAGGCAUAUGAGGCUACUAAUCAAUGCAUAGCGAAGCGUCUGCGCUUCCACGAGGAGAAGCAGCUGCUUGUGGGCGAGUUACAGGAGGCGCUGAAGUCUACAAAGAAACUAGAGGAACGGCUCAAGUCAUUCUCGUCGGAGAGUACAUUCUCCAUUAGCAGCGGUUCUAGUCUGGGUUCACUGUCGACGGCAAGCAGCAAGAGCGCGCUCAGCUUCACCGACAUCUACAUCGACCCAUUCGCGGUCGAUUCACAAAUUGAUGUUAUCGAUCUGCAGCGGCGUUCACAGCGUUUCUACCAGCAACAACAACUGCAAGCCGCCCAGGCGCAAUUACAGCUGCAGCAGCAGCAAUCACAAACGCAUGCGAUAGCACACGCGCAUCCGCAGUUGCAGCAGCAACCCUCAUCUGAGUUGUCGCUAUCGCCGCGUAGCAGCCUUUCAAUGGAAACACCACCCGCUUCACCCAUGAAAUACAAUGCCAGUCCCGAUCAGGUGGCGGCGGUUGCAAGUCAGCGGCUCAAGGAGGAGCCUACCUAUGCCAAUACACCUGCCGGCGCCGGUUUGCCACCGCUGUACCAACCGAGCCCAGCGCUGGCUGCCGCUAUGGCACGCACGCAUGCGCACGAUUUAGACUCGACGCUGCUGGACUGCAUGGUGCUGGAAGCCAAGCUGCAGAAGCUAAACUUAUCCGCGCCACUAAAUCUGGCCGCUGCGCCACUAUCGCCGAUUUCUGAGAAGCCAUCGUUACUGGAUCUGCCGCAAGAAAUGCUCAGCCGUUCCUCGUCCUCCUCGAAUACACGCUCCGUAUCGGCGGCAGUGAGCAAUGAGUCGGUGGCCGGUGACUCGGGCGUUUUUGAAGCGUCGCGUGCACAUCUACCACGCAAAGAGUUGGCUCAAGUCCAAAUUGGUUUAAAGUAUUUGAAGGAGAAGGGUGUACUAGUCGUCUCGCUGGAACGUGCGAACAAUCUUUCAGCGUUGUGGACUGCGACUGCGGACAGCUCACAAGUUUAUUUACGCGCCGCUUUGCUACCCAAUUCGCUUACAUCGAUUCGCACAAAGGCCAUGUCGGACUUUCAUAAGCCUGUAUUUAGCGACACUUUUGCCGUGCCUAUAACGCUUAGUAAACUGCAGACAAAGAGCUUGCAGGUGACUGUGGUCAGCAUGACUGGACAGAAGGAGGAAAUUAUCGGCACAGUACAGAUAAGCAUGGCCGAAUUCAAUCCCGAUGAUUCCACACUCAAGUGGUAUAAUGUACUCAGCUCUAAAUUUAUGCCAACCUUCGAGCCGCUAGACAUGCCGUCGACGAGUGCUGCGGCUGCAGCUGUCGCCGUCAGUACAGCUACUGCGAAGCAUACGCCCACAACUAGCGCUAGUGGCAGUGUACCAAACGCCGCCAAGGAGGAGUCAUCCGAUGAAUCGACCAUCACUUCGUCACAAACGUCAACUUUGACACGCAAUCAAGUGCCACCGUUCGAUGUGCAGGCGCAAAUCACUGAAGAAAUGCAAGAACAAUUAACCGUCAAUGACGAGGAUGACGAAGAUGAGGAAGACGAUGAUGAGGACGACGACGAUGAUGACGACGAAUUGGAGGGACUGACAGAUGCUGACUUCACAAAGAAAAUGCUGGAAGCAUACAAUUGCAUCGACCUAAUCAAGCAGGAGUAUGCCGACAAAGAAACUAAUACAGAGUGCGCGUUUCCACCCGAAAAGUCGCGCGCCUCCCAGCAGCAACAGCAAAUGGCCGACGACAGGCCGGUAAAACGUUCGCAGACUUUCACACCUUCGGCGGCCGUCAACAAAAAUCGCUACAUUUGUCGGCUGAACCGCUCCGACUCAGAUUCGGCUAUGCAUUUCGGCGUUACGCCGCAUCCCUUCCAUCGUGGCGCUUUGGAGCGACGUUCGCUGCGUUUCCACACUAAAGUGCCCAAACAAGUCACAAAACUUCGUCAUACACACAUACCGAGAACAAGUUUGGAUCUGGAACUUGAUCUACAGGCUCAACAUAGUAAAUUAGAUUUCCUAAACGAUCAAAUAGCCAAGUUGCAGAACUUAAAGGAAGUUCUCGAAAAGGGCCGUGACAAUCGCGAUCCCUUAAUUGCCGCAUGGGCUAUUGAGAAUGAAGAGUUUCAGCGCUUGGUCGAGCGUGCUGAUCCAGCGAAAUGCCCAGAAGAAAAGCAAUUGCAUAAGCUUUUGAUGAAAACUGCCAAAGAAAUUUAUAAGCUGCGGAAAACCAAGGUGCCGAAGGGAUCACCCGAUUUGUUGUCGUUCAAGGAAAAAAUGACGUUCUUCACACGUAAAGGUUUUCCAGUGCCCGAGUUACCAGAUCGUGCCGAUUACGUGCUGACCGAUGGCGAUCUCAUCGAAGAGGAAGAUGAGGACGAAGAGGAAGACGAUGAAGAGGACAAGGCACGCGAAACAGCGAUCGCAAUCAAUACAGCGCUCGUAGCUAGCAACAAUAGAAAUAAGAAUCUCAAUGAGAAUCAUGCAGGUGGAGCGAUCAGUCGAAGAGAACUGAAUGCAGCGAAAACCACAGCAGCUGCAGCUGCAGCCGCGGCUGCCAACGCCAGCGCCAGCGCCGCAUCGACAGCAACAGCAACAGCCACAAAUAUAUCAUUAGCGCCAAGCACAAGCGCUGCCGUAGCAGCUAAAGCGCCAGCGCCGAACAACAGCAGUCCCAGCAGUGACGAUCAAAAAGAUCAACGUUUUGAAUAUGUGGUCGAUCGGAAUUAUGGCGUUGAAGUGUGAAGCUUUUAGAACAUAAACUGUUUUUUUUUCUAAAUAAAUACAUAGCUGUAAAUAUAAAUAUUUAUAUAAUUUUAAUAGCCGCCAACGGGAUAGCGGAAAACUCAAGAAACAAAACAAUUGUGCCUUACUCGUAGUUUUAUAGGAAAAAAAUAUGUAGAUGAAAUGACGACAAGCGAAAAUUAUAUUCACUGAAUAUUUUUAUAAAUC
Molecule: messenger RNA, 4086 nt
Organism: Rhagoletis zephyria (snowberry fruit fly)
Lineage: Eukaryota; Metazoa; Arthropoda; Insecta; Diptera; Tephritidae
Gene: kibra
Product: WW and C2 domain containing protein kibra
Biological process (GO): regulation of hippo signaling; cell migration; negative regulation of organ growth
Cellular component (GO): cytoplasm
Molecular function (GO): kinase binding; molecular adaptor activity
Source: RefSeq, a predicted model, not a curated record